This is a messenger RNA of Penicillium pulvis, 1068 nucleotides long. RefSeq lists its product as uncharacterized. Bases 1 to 1068 code for a protein of 355 amino acids. The transcript is spliced from 2 exons. Lineage: Eukaryota; Fungi; Ascomycota; Eurotiomycetes; Eurotiales; Aspergillaceae. The record is from RefSeq and is a predicted model, not a curated record.
AUGGCACAAUUUGCUAUGAGCAGGGCCUUCCGGCUCUCGCGCCAGUCGAUGACCUUUUCGCAAACUCGCAGCUUUGCCUCGAAACCCGUAAUCCCUACAUUCACCCCCACUGCAUCCGACGAAUUGAACCAGGCUCUCGAGCACUGGCGACAAGACCUCUUCAUUCCCUUCGGCCUCCCCAAACGACAGCGGACAAGCAUGUUCAAGGAGAAGCAUGCUCGCAGAUUGGAAGAUGAACCUAUUACAGUGAAGAUUAGCGAGACCGAAGAGUACACCCUGCGACCCUUGAGCCCCUCCUCAUUGCCCAAGAGCAAGGAGGCCGUCAAUGUCUUCCGGUUAAUGGAAGCCGCCAACGACUACAAAAACCUCGUGCCAUUCAUGACCGGAUUAUGGAGUUCGCAGAUGGCCAUCUCUCCUGCCCGGUGGCAGUACCUGAUUCGCAAGACCGGUAACGCCGGCAAACUCUCUCUUAUCCUCGAUUGCGCCCGACGAGAAAACCAGACCGGCCUGUCGCUAGAAAACAACUAUCACACCCAGCGUUUAUUCUUUGAAUUCCACUGCAUGGCCCACAAGGCUGGCUUCAAGGGAGACCAGGUGCAGAAGGCUCUCAAGAUGGCGAAGGGGGCCGUGGAUAUUAUGGACUCAUACGCCCCAAGCCCAGCCACCAACCCUAAAUACCAGCCGUAUGUCAUUGCAACACUGCUGGAGCUUAGUGCUGCGCGUGCUCUAGAGGAAGCCGGUGGUAAGGACCAGAACAACGAGGUGCUGAAUUACGCCCGGAAGCUUAUUGCUUCUUGGCAUUUGGGUGAAUUUAAGCCUAUCCCCAAGAACCAAUUCGACGUGGAGCUCGUUAACCAGCAGCUCAUGGGAUCAAUUGCGGCGUGCAAGGGAUUGCAGCUCAGUCUGUCGAUCCACGGUCUUGCUGUUGACAAAGCCUUACACGCGGCUGUUACGGCUCGUCUUUCUGAGGUGAAGAAGGCGAUCACAGCGCAGCUCAAGGCGAUCCCGGAGGAGUCUGCUAGCAAGGUGGCCAGCAUCGAGUUCGCCCAGGCCGUGCUUCAGAAAUAA